AUGAUCCCGGAUGCGGCAGCUAUGAUGCCGGAUUUGACUCAUCUGAGUGCCGAAGAGCGAGCCAUCAUCGAGGAGGUCUUCCAACGACAACGAGCCGAGGAGGAGAAGGAGCAGGAGAUCGCCGUGUAGGUCCAUUACCUUUUUGAGGAAUAUUAUCCUUGUCAAAGGAAGGUCAGAGUAGUAUUAGAAGAGUUCUGAUAAUUACAUUUUUUUGAAUUUAUAUUACAGUAAAACAAUUUGACUUUCAGAAAAGCCGACAAGGAGCUUGAAGACAUCGAACGGCUGAUCAACGAGCGCAAAGAGAACGCCCAGAAACUUGUAGGUACCCAAAGCGAUGCCAUCUGCCAAAUCUGUCAAAAGACCAAGUUUGCUGACGGGAUCGGCCACAAAUGCUUCUACUGUCAACUACGAUCGUGUGCACGAUGUGGAGGCAAAACGACCAGUAAAAACAAAGUAAGUCGAUAAACUUUACCAGAAAGGAAAGUUAAUUCCUUAUACUUCAUUACAAGUACAACAUCAUUAAAAAGAAGUAGAUGCUAAGACAACGUGCGUUUUUGAGUGUGAAUUUCGAAAUUUGUUCCAGUCAAACUUUAAGCCACUGUUUUCGUAAAAUGAUUAAUGUUAUAGAGUAUUUGGGCGUGCUCAACGUGCCAGAAACGGCAGCAAAUCCUCGCUAAGACCGGGAAAUGGUUCCAAUCAAAUCAGCCGUAAGUCGAAUGCAAUGUUUUUAAAUUUUAUGUGGUAUUACAUUAUAUAAUCUGUAGAGAACAUUUUUUAACUGGCAGCCGCUUCCUAAUAUUAUAAAUAACCAUUUUAUUUACUUUACCAGAUUUAAAACGUUUUAAAUGCCGCAAUAGUAAGUUGCCAACACUGCCUACAAAACCGUAUUUUAGCCUAAUGAGAUUGGGGUUUGAUAGUGCAUCAGCAGCCCUCGGCCGUUAAUUAAACGUCCAAAUUGCGGCACUAAACGUGAAGAAUAAUUGUUUUGUUUUGCUCGCUUAAUUAUUUAAUUUCAGCGACGGCGCGGAGGGCGCAGACAUAUCAGACGGUCAAAGCUUCGACGACCCGACUGGUGGUAUGAAGCCGGCGAUCAACGGGGGUACCUCACCCUCAAAUGGUGCCAUUUUGGAAGGGAAUGGUCACGUGCAAAGCCAGCCUUCUAUGGAUGUAAGUCUUACUAACAUAAUAUAUUCUUUUACACGAAGGUAACCCCAAUCUUACUGAAUCUUUUUACUGUAGUUGUUGCUAAUUGUCCUCAGAAAACUUGUGUCAUGGGUCAUUGGUCAUCCGCUAAUUCUUUUGUGAUCCUAAUUCCGGCUCCAGAAUCAAAUUAGAAAAAAUAAAAACAGCGGAAUUCCGGUCGUGCCGUACUCUCGCCGUCGUGCCUCCUUCUGGCGGUUUCGCAGUCUUCGUGGAGCAUCUUGUCUAAUCUCAUUUGGUUUUAAGAGCCAUCUUCUUGGGUUGUUGUUUGAGUGGGCGCCUAAAGGGUCGUUUUCCGUCUCAUGAACACCCACCGUGUUAUAAAUACUUGGAUUACAGAAAGAGCACAGUCCAGUGCCAAACGCUCACCAGGGGCCCGCGAAUGUGGUCAGCAAGCCGGCUCAGCCCGUUCACAGUCAGCCGUCCACGUCGAACGCACAGAUGCGACAGCAGGCUGCGCCCACCCCGGCUGUCUCUAACAACUCAACCCGGCGGCCGUCGGCGCAACAGCCACCGAGCCAGCAACAAGUUGCGCGACAAAAUACGGGUCCCCAGCAACAAAACAGACUGUAAGUCGGUAAAAGCAUGUCAUAAGUACUUAAAUAAUCAAAAAGUAUUUCCAAAAUUUAAUACUCGAGUACCCAUCUUCAUCACGUUUGUUUUGAGAAACUAUCAUAAUAGUCCAACUAAAAAUGAUUUUGAAUGACAAAACCGUGACUUCAAAGGAAUUCGUCAUAAAUUCGAAUUUUGCAACGCACUUUUGUUUUGGUGGUACUAUAAAUAACUGGUGCAUUAUGCGAGUACAAAAGAUAAUUAAAAUUGAAGUUAACUGUUAUCUCGUUAAUUUCAUCUUAUUCAUGAAGUACUUGAAGAGCGUUUAGGAAUUCUGGAGGAAAGAUACUACCCUUCCCCUUUCUCACUUAAACAUCCAUCCUCUUUCAGCACGCAACCCCCCUCUCAACAGCGUCGGCCUUCAGUUGAGAAUCGGCCCACUUCGUCCAACCCGACGGCUUCACGUUUCCGUGGCGAUUCCGGCGACACCUCCAGGAUUCCGAUGGAUCAGAAAGUUAACAGUCCCAAUGUGAUGGGGCCGCAGAAGAAGCAUCGCCAAGAACGAAUAGGUAAGAGUCUAGAAUUCAAUAUUUUAAUGUUUUAUGAUUAGGUGAUUGUAAAACAAUCCAAAUUCAGAUAUUUAAUAAUAGAAAAUCCGGUCCAUGUAGUAGUCAAACUUGUUUAUAUAAUUGCCACACUACACCCUCAGAAUCCUUGAAACCCCUCCUACCAGUAGCCAUUUUCUGCUUCAAUUACAGAGGGGUUUAUUUACGUUAUCAAACUACGUAAUCCGCUGUUUUUUGAAUAUAUCAAUUACGCGCUACAGAUGUUAUUAUUAACUUCCCCCUCAGUAAAUACUCCGCCUUUGGGCCUCGUAAUAUUACACUUACCUCUUUCGGUCGCCAAAGUCAUUACACUUUAUGUUUUUAUAUCACUGCCCACACUGAUGUAUUCAUACGCAUACAUAAAUAUGUGAACACCGUUUUUCUAUUUCAGACUCGUCGCAUUCGACCGUUCCGAGCGUUCCGCAAGUCCCUCCAGUACCUUUGGGAACGGAGACGCGGCCGCAAAAACCGGUUGGUCCCAUCGUUUUGCAUGGCGGAUCCCGAGUCCGGCGAAAUAAACUGUCAAGGUUGGUUUCUUACAUUCGGUGGGAAAGUGGGUUGAGGACGAAACAGGUGCUGCAUUUCAGUAAUCAACAGUCUUAUCAAUUAGCUCCGGUAGCUCUGGCAACCGUGCUGUUUAGAGUAACAUUGAAAACCCUCUUGAAGGCCAUUACAACCGUCUUGAGUAAAAUUAAAAUUGUCUUAAGCAAUACCAUCUUGAGUAACCUCAAAACUGCUUUGAAUAAUAUUAUCUUGAGUAACCUUAACGCUAUCUUGAAUAAUAUAAGAGCUAUUCUAGACAAAUCCGUUCAUUGUCUUCAAGUGAAGACGACGAAGGCGUCUCCUCAGCGGCCCGGAGGCAUUCGGUUAUCGAGCCCGACUUCUCGGAAAAAGGUAAAUAUUCAUGACACCACUAUAUGCAGUAUCUACUACGUUACUGUAAAUAAAAACAUUACAAAGAAAAACGACAAACGUUGUUCUAUCUAAUCCGACUUAAUUUCAGAGCUUCUGAAGUACAUAUAUGGCAAAAACAGAUUCAACAAACAUCCUCAUGGUAGGUUUGGCAUGAAAAGUAAUCAAAGCCUGUCAGGUUUGAACAGUACGUCGCUUCCCGGGUCAAGGUUAGGGUUGUAUGAAGUGCAAUCAACUUCCACCCCAGCACUAAAUCAAUUCUCUGCUCCGAUGAGUAGCCAGGCAGUGAACUCGCUAGCUACACGGAUACGUUACUUCCUACAACAACCGGUAUCAUGGCAGCCUUCAGCAGAUCAACGUCGUCUGAUCGGUCAUAUCGUACUGCAUCGACCAGAAGAAGACUCUGGAGAUCUUGGUCUGAAAGUAAUUGGAGGGCGACAUUCCUCGACCGGUCGGUUGGGAGCUUUCAUUACCGCUGUAAAACCAAACUCGGUUGCCGAUUAUGUAGGACAACUUCGAGCAGGUAAGAGUUUAAUAUGAAGACGUAUACUUGCAUAUUUGAAUAUAUUAUAGUAGUAAGUUGCGUGGAGUAAAAUCGUAUUUUAGGAGAUGAAGUGCUCGAAUGGAAUGGAGAAACCUUACAGAAUCUGACUCACGAUGGAGUAUAUCACAUCAUCAACAACUCCAAACAUUGUCCCAAGAUAGAACUGAUCGUAUCUCGACCCAUUUACCCUGGUAAUGACGACUUCCUGAACGUCGGUCGUAAAGUUUUGCCUACAAUUCCUCACGCAUCGCCAGUCGCUUUCUCUGAUUACGGGCCUCCAAGUAAGUGACCCAAAGUAAACCACCCACAAUAUCACUCCUACAUAAAUGACUAGAGUAGACUUUUAUUGUGCGUCACAUAAAAUUUUAUUGUUCUGUGUAAAACUUGUGAUAUUAUACUUAACUUAACCUUAUUUCAGCCGGAUCUCCGUAUCCUCACAUUCCAGACUAUUACCGUAUACCUCACUCAAAGUCCAUGUUAUCUCACAACCCUAUUUACCCUAUAGAAUACGAUCCUGGUAAGUGAAUCUAUCAUAUUUAUAUCGUUUUUAAGUGUACCACUAAUAAAAAUGAAUUUCAGCAUCUGCAGAAGUUCCCCUGCCUCCACGGGUUCCUUACGACAAACCGCUUCCUUCUGGCCAGCUGUUUGGCAAGAUAGAAGUGUCGUUACUAUACCUGAACCAUGAACAAGAACUAGUUGUCACGGUGUACAACGCUAUCGACCUCCCUCCUCGUCCUUCAGGCACAGCACGGAAUCCCUUCGUCAAACUGUUUUUGCUCCCGGACCGAAGCGAAGAAAGUCGGCGACAAUCUAAAGUAAUAUACGAAAGCCUGAAUCCAUCGUGGAACGAGUGCUUUUACUACUACUCGUUGACAUCUACUGAGUUAUCACGAAGAUGUUUGGAAUUGACAGUAUGGGAUUACGACCAAUAUAAUGGCCACGACUUCCUCGGAGAGACAGUUAUUGACCUUAAUGACAUUCUACUCGACAACCAACACUUCUCAUAUCCUUUGCUCGAUAUGGACGACGAGAAUCCUAUAAAAAUGGUAAGUAGCUUAUUUACUUUAUUAUGAUUAGAAGAUUUUUUGCAUUUUUAUGGUUAAAAACUAGCUAAACGGACACAUUACAGAGGUUACGUCGAACAAAAUUAUCAACUUAUCCACAAGAUCGUUAUCGCUCACAUUCAGCCAACCACGACGAUAUACGACAUCGCAGAGACUACGACUAUCAACAGAUGACUGGUGCUCAAUAUAGACAUCCUCGUGACUUUGUCGACGACCAGAUAGACGGUAGAAGACGAAAGGAACGACGAGAUUAUCCUGAAUUCAACAAUGGAUACGCUUCUGACUACGGUCAAUACUCACGGGUGGCACCGAAUCACAACAGACGACCAAAAUCUGCUACUGGGUUUAGGCACGGUGAGUAAAACUUUCAAACCAAUAUUAAAUAUAAAGCCAACUGUAAUUUUAUGAAGAAUUGAAUUUUAUAAUGAAUUAUUUUAGUUCACGAUUACGAAGCUCGGAAUCCGUACCGAAGUCAGCCGAUCCACGAAGAAGGGCCCUACCCUCAGCAUAUGGAUUCUGAAUUGCCGCCAGAUCAGCAAGAACAGCCACCAAUUCCUCGCCAUCAGAAUUACCAAAAGUACCCAGAAAACCCGGAACAACAAUAUAAGAACCGACAAUGUGAGACGGUCAUGGAGCAGAGUGCCGCAGGCUACGGAUCUGAUGGGUCCGAGACUUUGAGUGCCAACUCAGCACAAAGUAUGCAAAAGAAACGAGAAGAACAACAGUCCAGAGAACAACAGAACAACUACGACCAGCCAGAGAUACAAUCAUAUUCACCUAGGCAUCACUUCUACGAUAACCACGCCAGCUACAAUCAGUCCAGAGGAGCGAACGGCCGAACAGUGAGAAUGGACAUGAGAGGAUUGAAUGACGUUGAAGACAAUGGAGAUCAAAUGAAUGGUGUGGAUGACAGAGUCAGAAGCAAUGGAGGCCCUCCCAUGCAGGCCCAGUCUAACAUCCAGCUAGCUAUGAAGGAACGGAAGAAAAGCUUGAUGACACGAUUGAUACCUGGCAGAAACGCUGUUAAUGGUAAUUUUUGAUCCUAUAAAGUUGUUGUUAACCUAGUCCUCUUUCAAAAUUCCAUUUCUUCAGAUGCCAAACGAACUGGCUUCGCGAGAUCAGAAGAAGUGGGUAUCCCUGACUCGCUAGGCAAUCCAAACGGAGAUGUAGUUGGCGUUCCUUUCACGAAACAAUCCAGUAAAGACUCCACUGACUCUUCUGACAAGUAAGUAUUCAUGUUAUGACGGACAACUCCUCCACGUAAUAUUAAAAUAUUUUUUUUGUUUUGAUUUACCAUAAUGAUAACUUUUGCCCUAUGUUAAACAUCUAAAACCUUACUUUAGUUGGCAACCCAUCAUGCCAGACGCAAUGUUAGGCCACUUUAUGGAGGACCUCGGCCCAGGCCAGGUUGUUGGACGACAAGUCCUGGCUAGUCCAGUUCUGGGCGAGAUAGAAGUUGGCUUGGGGAUGAACGGAGGCUGCCUGAUUGUGGAUGUGAUAAGGGCCAAAAACCUUGUCAUUCGACCAGGAUCUAAACUCAAUCCAGGUAACUUACUUUGUUGUAUUUCCGAAUAAUGAUCAAGGAUCCAGUAUUUCUUCACGCUCAUUAGAAUUUCGUUAAAUUGGUGUGACUAGUUGAAGAUUUCCAAAUUACUAACAAUUAAAAUUACAGCACCGUAUGUGAAAGUGUACCUGAUGCAAGGAAAACAUUGCGUGGCAAAGGCAAAAACACAGCCGGCUAGGAAAACAACCGCUCCUCUAUUUAACCAACAACUCUCGUUUGCCGAGAGCUUCAAGCAUAAAAUGCUUCAGGUAAUUUAACUUUGGAUAACAUUAUACUUAAAAUUCAUAUUUAACUACAAUAACAUGCACUCAAACUCAACUUUAAGUUUUAAAACCAUAUUAACUUACAUUGUUUUAGGUAACAGUGUUAGGAGAUUACGGCCGAAUGGAAAGAAAGGCCAACAUGGGAUGUGUCCUCAUCAGACUAGACGACCUCAACUUGAUGCAACAGCCCAUCAAGAGCUGGUACAAACUGUUCCACAACAAUUCCAUUAUGGGUGCUGCUCCAGUCCGCAAGGAUUCGGAGACUUCGAUCGCCGAAAUGUAA
Molecule: messenger RNA, 6987 nt
Organism: Bursaphelenchus okinawaensis
Lineage: Eukaryota; Metazoa; Nematoda; Chromadorea; Rhabditida; Aphelenchoididae
Source: the annotation of a GenBank genome assembly